Molecule: messenger RNA, 2659 nt
Organism: Homarus americanus (American lobster)
Lineage: Eukaryota; Metazoa; Arthropoda; Malacostraca; Decapoda; Nephropidae
Product: nucleolin 1-like
Exons: 9
Coding region: 36-2066 (676 amino acids)
Cellular component (GO): nucleoplasm; nucleolus
Source: RefSeq, a predicted model, not a curated record
CGAGUCUCUACCUUUGCUUCACCACAACAGACAUCAUGGAGGACGCAGGGACGAUAGCUAAGGCGUUGGUGUGCGGUUUUUUGACCGAAGAAAACCAGAAACUAGGAAUAACAGCGUCAAAAAGGCUUGGAAUAGUAGAGCUACCACAAUUACCAGAUGGGGCACCUUCAUUAGUUGAUGUCAUUCAGCAUUACCUCAAAACUUCCCCGAACAAGCGUCGUUUAAGUCUUGAUGCUCCACUGGCCAAGAAACCACGUAAGGAUAGGUCGUCAAAGGGAAAUUCAGAGGAAGCAGUUACACCUGCAAAAGUCAAGGCAGCUCCUGUUAUAGUGAAUGGUAAAGGAAAGGCAGCCAAAGGCAAGGCACAACCAGCUAGUUCAUCAGAGGAUUCAGAAGAUGAAUCUGAGGAAUCUGAGGGACCCCCCAAGAAAAAGGUGGCAGUUGCCUUGCCCAAUGCUUCAACACCUAAGGUGGCAGUUCAAAAGGCUGCUGAGAGCAGCAGUGAGGAGAGCAGCUCUGAGGAAGAUGAACCUCCACAGAAAGCUACAGCUAAACCAGGGCCUGCCAAAACCCCUGUUAGUAUCACAAAACAAACCACGCCAAAGCCUGUAGCCAAACCGGCCGAGUCCAGCUCUGAGGAAUCUAGUUCAGAAGAGGAUGAGCCUGCAAAGCCUGUUGCUAAGAAACCUGUUCCUGUGCAAAAGCCAGCUACAUCAGUAGUAAAGGGAACUCCAAAGCCUGAAGAAUCUAGUUCAGAAGAAUCAAGUUCAGAAGAAGAGCCUGUUGUUAAGAAACCACCUCCCCCUGUCCAAAAGAAGACAGCAAAGCCAAAAGAAUCCAGUUCAGAGGAAUCAAGUUCUGAGGAAGAUGAACCCCCAAAACCUGUUGCCACUCCUGCCCAAAAGAAUGCUGAACCGGUAAAGCCUGCAGAAUCCAGUUCGGAGGAGUCAAGUUCAGAAGAAGAACCUCCAAAACCAGUAGUAAAGAAACCAACAGAUCAGAAACUAGCAGCUAUUAAGCAAGCAGAAUCUAGUUCAGAAGAAUCUAGUUCAGAAGAGGAAGAACCUAAAAAGCCAACUGUCAAAAAACCAGCUCAGACUCAAAAACCAGCUGUUGCAAAAGCAGCAGAGUCCAGUUCAGAGGAGUCCAGUUCAGAGGAAGAGGAGGAACUUACAAAACCUGUUGCUAAAAAGCCAUCUGUGCCCCAAAAGCCAGUUGCUGCACAAGCAGAAGAAUCCAGCUCAGAAGAGUCUAGUUCUGAAGAGGAUGAAUCUGCAAAACCCGUUGCCAAAAAGCCAGCAGUGCCAAUGGUAAAGACCCCUGUAAAACCUAAAGAAUCCAGUUCAGAAGAUUCUUCAGACUCUGCUUCAGAAGAUGAGCCUGCAAAAGGUGUUGCCAAGAAACCUGCUCCUCCUGCCCAAAAGCCAGCUGUAUCAGUUAAAAAGGGACCUGCAAAGACGGAAGAAUCCAGCUCGGAGGAUUCAAGUUCAGAGGAAGAAGAACCUGCAAAACCUGUUACCAAAAAAACAACUGCACCAGCAAAAGUACCUACAUCACAGCCUGCAGAAUCUAGCUCUGAGGAAUCAAGUUCAGAGGAAGAAGAACCUGCCAAGCCUCCAGCUAAAGCAGCAGAGAAGCCUGCAGCUAAAAAAAAAUCAGCUGACAAUGAGGCAGACUCAAGCUCUGAAGAAAGUUCUAGUCAAGAAGAAGAACAAGUUGUGACUAAAUCUAAUCCAAAAUCUGCAUCUCAGGAAUCAUUUAACAGCUCUUUGAAUAAUUCCUGGAAUGGGUCCAUGAAUGGCUCGUACACAACACCUGGCAGAACCAAAACAAAGGAACCAUACAGGAGAGUAAGACCAGAAGACGUAGCGGUUGACUCCAAGUUUAACAAUUCUUUCGAAGCUAAGAGAGGUUCUUGGGGCUCUUGGGGUGAAAAGGCUUACAAAGACCUCAAUGUGACUCGGGGGAAAAGGUUCCGUCAUGAGAAGAAUAAGAAGAAGAAGGGGUCUUACAGAGGUGGUUCUUUAGAUAUAGGCAUCAAUUCCGUCAAGUUUGACUCUGAUUAAUGAUAGAUUAGCCAUAAUAAGUUUGGCAUACAGAAAUGUGUAAAUGAAAACCUGUUGUGCAAGUGAAGGUACAUGGACAAGUCUUGGGUCACCUGCACAGACAGAUUUGUGACUUUAAUGGAAAGAGGUAAAUCUUGGUUUUUUUUGGUGUUUUGUUACACUUUGAGUGACUGGUAUAUUGUAAUGUACAGUAUUUAAUAUGUGUUGUAUACCUGUAGUUUACACAGAAUUUGGUAAACCGCUUCUUUGUAAGUUAUCAUGUCGGGUCUACAUUGGAAGUUGAGCUGUGGGAACAAAGGUUGUGGAUACUCCCAUAUACCUGUCAGUACUGCGAGGCACUAUUCUGAUAUAGCAGUGUGCUACCCAAAGCCUCAGGUUUUACAAAUAAGUUUUUACCAGAUAGUGGUUCUCUUGUGACUGCAUGUCACCACAUGUACAAUUACUUGUGUAAGUUAGGUUUGAAGAUGAACUUAAUCAUAUACAGCUGCUCCCCGACUUACGACGGUGUUCGGGUCCCAAAUCCAGGUCGUAAGUCGAAAAUGCGUAAAUAAUACAUAGAAAAUCUAAAAUGGGUGUCUCUUUUUCUUCUCGGC